Messenger RNA from Haliotis rufescens (red abalone), 3714 nucleotides. Its product is annotated as serine/threonine-protein phosphatase 6 regulatory ankyrin repeat subunit B-like. Lineage: Eukaryota; Metazoa; Mollusca; Gastropoda; Lepetellida; Haliotidae. The record is from RefSeq and is a predicted model, not a curated record. Gene Ontology annotation, molecular function: protein binding. The transcript is spliced from 2 exons. The coding region runs from base 1 to 3714 and encodes 1237 amino acids.
AUGGAUGGAGACCUGUCCCGAGUCCAAUGCCUCUUGUCUGAGGGCCUGGCAAACAUCAACGCUACAGGGCUACACAGGAGGACAUCAUUGAUGUUUGCAGCAGAGAAAGCACACAAAGAUGUGUUCGACUUACUUGUGAGGGAAGGCGCUGAUCUGCUCCCCGUGGAUGAUGACGACAACACGAUUCUUCCCCUGGCCUGUGAAGGAGGAAACAUAGAUAUAGUGCAGUAUCUCCUCACACAGAACGUGACGGACAUCAACAGUGCAAACCAAGACAAGCAAACGCCAGCAAUGAAAGCAGCAUUCAAGGGACACGAGGACAUGUUUGGCCUACUUGUGAGGAAAGGGGCUGAUCUGUCACUUACGGAUUUAAACUGUUCCAGCAUAUUACACCUAGCCUGCACAGGAGGAAAUAUCGAGAUAGUUAACUAUCUCCUAACAGAGGCACUUGUGGACAUAAACAGUACAGACGAAAACAACUACACACCAGCAAUAAUUGCAGCCACCGCUGGACAUAGAAACGUCUUUGACUUACUCGUGGUGAAAGGAGCUGACCUGACCAUAUUGGAUGCUGACGAUAACAGUGUUCUUCACGCCGCCAGUCGAGGAGGCAAUAUCGAAAUAGUAAGGAAUGUUCUCACGCUGAAUAUUGUGAACAUAAACGCCAGAGACAUUGGAGGAAUGACACCAGUGUUAGUGGCAGCAUUAAAUGGACAUGAUGAAGUGUUUGACCUGCUUGUUGAGAAAGAAGCUGAUCUGUUAAUUGUGGCCAAUGACGGUGACACCAUCCUUCAUGAGGCUUGUAGAGGAGGAAAUGUCCAAAUAGUGAAGUACGUUCUCAAUCAGAACAUUGUGGAUGUCAACAGUAAAGGAUACAAUAGAUUGACACCAGCAAUGAAAGCAGCCGUUGGGGGACACAAGGCUGUGUUCUAUUUACUUCUGGAGAAAAGACCUGAUCUGUCCCCAACUGAUGACCAUGAUAACAACCUUCUCCACAUGGCAUGCGAAGGGGGAAAUGUGGAGUUAGUUAAGUAUGUCCUCGCGCUGAACAGUGUGGAUAUUAACAGCAGAACAGAGGAUGGGAGAACGCCAGCAAUGAUAGCAGCCUCCAUGGGACACAAAGACAUGUUAAAGCUGCUUGUGAAUGAAGGAGCUGAUCUGUCCCUCGUUAAUAGUCAUGGUAAAGACGUUCUUCAUAUUUCCUUAUCGUGUGAAAAUAUGGAGGUAGUGAAAUAUAUCCUAACACAAGACGUUGUCAACAUCAACGGUGCAGACAAGUAUGGAAUGACACCAGUGUUACUGGCAGCAGCAAAUGGAUGCAUAGACAUGUUUGAUUUAGUGGUUAGUAAAGGAGCUGAUCUUUCAAGAAGAUAUGUUGCAGGUAAAAGCAUUCUUCAGUGUGCCUGUUCAGGAGGAAAUGUGGACAUAGUGGAGUAUGUCCUGGCACAGGACAACAUGUUACAGGACAUCAACAGAAUAGGUUUGGACGGCUGGACACCAGUGAUGUUUGCAGCAUUCCAGGGUAACAAAGAAGUGUUCGAUUUACUUGUGAAGAAAGGUGCUGAUCUGGCACAAAUAAAUAACGAUGGCAACACUAUUCUUCAUCUGGCUUGUACGAAAAAUUGGAAGAUAGUCAAAUUCCUCCUUUCUCGCAACAUUGUGGACAUCAACAGAAGAGGAAGAAAUGCAAAAGAAAAGAAGCCGCACCUCCUGACACGGGCUAACAGCCAACUUAUCAGUGCCAGUAUGGAUGGAGACCUGUCCCGAGUCCAAUGCCUCUUGUCUGUGGGCCUGGCAAACAUCAACGCUAUAGAGCUAAACAUGAAGACAUCAUUGAUGUUUGCAGCAGAGAAAGCACACAAAGAUGUGUUCGACUUACUUGUGAGGGAAGGCGCUGAUCUGCUCCCCGUGGAUGAUGACGACAACUCGAUUCUUCUCCUGGCCUGUGAAGGAGGAAACAUAGAUAUAGUGCAGUAUGUCCUCACACAGAACGUGACGGACAUCAACAGUGCAAACCAAGACAAGCAAACGCCAGCAAUGAAAGCAGCAUUCAAGGGACACGAGGACAUGUUUGGCCUACUUGUGAGGAAAGGGGCUGAUCUGUCACUUACGGAUUUAAACUGUUCCAGCAUAUUACACCUAGCCUGCACAGGAGGAAAUAUCGAGAUAGUUAACUAUCUCCUAACAGAGGCACUUGUGGACAUAAACAGUACAGACGAAAACAACUACACACCAGCAAUAAUUGCAGCCACCGCUGGACAUAGAAACGUCUUUGACUUACUCGUGGUGAAAGGAGCUGACCUGACCAUAUUGGGUGAUGACGAUAACAGUGUUCUUCACGCCGCCAGUCGAGGAGGCAAUAUCGAAAUAGUAAGGAAUGUUCUCACGCUGAAUAUUGUGAACAUAAACACCAGAGACAUUGGAGGAAUGACACCAGUGUUCUUGGCAGCAUUAAAUGGACAUGAUGAAGUGUUUGACCUGCUUGUUGAGAAAGAAGCUGAUCUGUUAAUUGUGGCCAAUGACGGUGACACCAUCCUUCAUGAGGCUUGUAGAGGAGGAAAUGUCCAAAUAGUGAAGUACGUUCUCAAUCAGAACAUUGUGGAUGUCAACAGUAAAGGAUAUAAUGGAUUGACACCAGCAAUGAAAGCAGCCGUUGGGGGACACAAGGCUGUGUUCUAUUUACUUCUGGAGAAAAGACCUGAUCUGUCCCCAACUAAUGACGAUGGCAACAACCUUCUCCACAUGGCAUGCGAAGGGGGAAAUGUGGAGUUAGUUAAGUAUGUCCUCGCGCUGAACAGUGUGGAUAUUAACAGCAGAACAGAGGAUGGGAGAACGCCAGCAAUGAUAGCAGCCUCCAAGGGACACAAAGACAUGUUGAAGCUGCUAGUGAAUGAAGGAGCUGAUCUGUCCCUCGUUAAUAGUCAUGGUAAAGACGUUCUUCAUAUUUCCUUAUUGUGUGAAAAUAUGGAGAUGGUGAAAUAUAUCCUAACACAAGAGGUUGUCAACAUCAACGGUGCACAAAAGGAUGGAAUGACACCAGUGCUACUGGCAGCAGAGAAUGGAUGCAUAGACAUGUUUGAUUUAGUGGUUAGUAAAGGAGCUGAUCUUUCAAGUAGAUAUGUUGCAGGUAAAAGCAUUCUUCAGUCAGCCUGUUUAGGAGGAAAUGUGGACAUAGUGGAGUAUGUCCUGGCACAGGACAACAUGUUACAGGACAUCAACAGAAUAGGUUGGAACGGCUGGACACCAGUGAUGUUUGCAGUAUUCCAGGGUAACAAAGAAGUGUUCGAUUUACUUGUGAAGAAAGGUGCUGAUCUGGCACAAAUAAAUAACGAUGGCAACACUAUUCUUCAUCUGGCUUGUACGCAAAAUUGGAAGAUAGUCAAAUUCCUCCUUUCUCGCAACAUUGUGGACAUCAACAGAAGAGGAAGAAAUGGUAGGACGCCAUUGAUGAUGACAGCACUUUUGGGUAGUAAGACUGGAUUUGAGUUGCUCACGAGGAAAGGAUCUAACCCAUCACUAGUAGAUAAAGACGGCAACAACAUACUUCAUCUUGCAUGUAUGAGAACACAUGUUGACAUUGUGAAAUACAUCGUUGUAAAUGCGAUUGUAGAUCUAACCCUCAGAAAUAAGAACGGAUUAAAUGCAACAAUGGUAGCAAAGAAAGAAGACAAUGAAGUAGCGUAUAAUUUUUUACUGUCUCAAACCUCUAUUUAG